This is a messenger RNA of Exophiala viscosa, 1089 nucleotides long. RefSeq names its product homeobox KN domain-containing protein. Bases 1 to 1089 code for a protein of 362 amino acids. Gene Ontology annotation, molecular function: RNA polymerase II cis-regulatory region sequence-specific DNA binding. Gene Ontology annotation, biological process: regulation of transcription by RNA polymerase II. The record is from RefSeq and is a predicted model, not a curated record. The transcript has 3 exons. Lineage: Eukaryota; Fungi; Ascomycota; Eurotiomycetes; Chaetothyriales; Herpotrichiellaceae.
AUGGAUCCAUAUGCUUCUUAUACCUACUCGUCUAACUAUGAGUCCCUUAGAAACGAACGCUCAGAUUCUGCACCUGGAUCGUUACCAACUGCCGAUCAUCACCACCAACCGCAGCAACUGCCGCCUUUUAGAGAGAUUCUGCAAAAUCAUCUGCAGCCAACCACUGGUUCCGCAUGCGCUGUACCUGCCGAACAGAGCUUGAGCAUGACAAGGAAGACGUUUUCCUACACGCAGGCGCCAACAUCAGCGAGGUCAGAACCUCAAUCACCUAUAAAUUCGCAAACAGGCAAUAGCGUUGAGGGCUACGAGACUAUGUCCGUUCAGAGCAUCGACUCAGGAUAUCCUUACCCUGAGCGUCGCGGCUCCUCGUAUGCUCCACAAUAUCCAGACCCCAGCGUUCCCUUCAACCCGUCACAGCGACUGUCUUACCAGUCACAAGCUGCGUUCAGUCCUUCCCGCGAAAAUGCCAGCUUGCCACCUAUUCGAGACAUUGAUCGCAUGGGGGGUGCUUACGAUUCUCCUUACUCUCCACCUUCUAAUGGAUAUCAACCAUUUGGGGCGGUGGCAGCACCGCCCAAUACUCACGAUACUUAUUCUCUGGGGAAUGAAAGGCCUGCAUACUUUGACCCGACGAAUCGACAUGGGUACGCUUACCCGCCACCGAGUAGACCGGCACCGCAAGCAGAAUACCCAAGAUACGCGCCUUCUCCGUAUGGCUACCGUGCUGGCGCCCCUUAUCCGUCACCCUAUGGCCCAGGUGACUACCUACCCUCGCCAACGAGUUCUCACAACGCAACUUCACCGACUGUGGCGAUGGACACGGACAGUCGCAACAGAAAGCGGAGGGGGAAUCUGCCGAGGCAGAUCACCGACGUCUUUCGUGCUUGGUUCUAUGACCAUCUUGAUCACCCUUAUCCCACGGAGGAGGAUAAGCAGAUGUUUUCAGAAAGAACGGGACUCACGAUGGCCCAGAUUAGCAACUGGUUCAUCAACGCCCGGAGGCGCCAGCUUCCUGCACUGCGACAUGCGAGGGAUAGGCAAAGUCAGAGCGUGGCCACAGAAUAUGACCCAGAACAUUUACGCCGGUGA